Messenger RNA from Aspergillus clavatus NRRL 1, 2436 nucleotides. RefSeq names its product phosphoketolase family protein. The record is from RefSeq and is a predicted model, not a curated record. NCBI's taxonomy places the organism in Eukaryota, Fungi, Ascomycota, Eurotiomycetes, Eurotiales, Aspergillaceae. The coding region runs from base 1 to 2436 and encodes 811 amino acids. Gene Ontology annotation, biological process: carbohydrate metabolic process. The transcript has a single exon. Gene Ontology annotation, molecular function: aldehyde-lyase activity.
AUGACGUCAAAAGUAGAAACCGAAAGCAUCUCCGCAUAUGGGGCUGCACGUUCUACGAUCACAGGUAGUCCUCUCAACAAUGAGGACCUGCGCAAGACCGACGCCUACUUCCGGGCGAGCUUGUACCUCUGUCUUGGAAUGCUCUACCUGCGGGCCAAUCCUCUCCUAAAGGAACCCCUCACAGUGGAGCAUCUCAAGGCCCGAUUGCUCGGCCACUGGGGGUCGGAUGCCGGCCAAGCUUUUACCUAUAUCCACAUGAACCGGCUCAUCAAGAAGUACGGCUUGGAUGUGUUGUUCAUCUCUGGUCCUGGACACGGUGCACCCGGUGUCUUAUCCCAGUCAUACCUCGAAGGUGUCUACACCGAGGUCUAUCCGGAUAAGACAGAAGACGAAGCAGGAAUGCAACGGUUCUUCAAGCAGUUCUCCUUCCCCGGUGGCAUUGGGAGCCACGCAACUCCCGAAACUCCCGGUAGUCUCCACGAGGGAGGAGAACUCGGCUACUCCAUCUCUCAUGGCUUUGGCGUCGUCUUUGAUCAUCCAAAGCUCAUUGCCUUGACCAUAGUGGGCGACGGUGAGGCUGAAACCGGUCCCUUGGCCACCAGCUGGCACAGCAACAAGUUCUUGAACCCCGUCACGGAUGGUGCAGUGCUCCCAGUCCUGCAUCUCAACGGAUACAAGAUCAACAAUCCGACCGUUCUGGCGCGCAUCAGCCACGAGGAACUCGAGAUGCUGCUCAAGGGCUACGGGUGGACCCCCAACUUUGUCGAGGGCAGUGACCGCGACAGCAUGCACCAGGCCAUGGCGGCCACCUUGGAGCACUGUGUCUUAGAGAUCCGUAAAAUCCAGCAGCAGGCACGCGAAUCUGACAAGCCCUUCCGUCCCCGGUGGCCCAUGAUCGUCCUACGCAGCCCCAAGGGAUGGUCCGCCCCGCGUGAGGUCGACGGGGAGUUACUCGAGGGGUACUGGCGCGCGCAUCAGAUUCCCAUCCCUGAUGUGCGAAAUAACCUGUCCCACCUGAAGGUGCUGGAAAAUUGGAUGCGGUCAUAUAAGCCUAACGAGGUCUUUGACGAGAACGGCAGAUUGAUUUCCGAGCUCAGGGAAUUGGCCCCAAUCGGCAAUUCUCGUAUGAGCGCCAACCCGGUUGCCAACGGCGGUCUCCUCCGUCGUCCGCUCGAUCUACCCAAUUUCAGGGACUACGCGCUCACUGAUAUUGAGCCCGGUGUCAGCAUCCGUCCCAGCAUGAUCAAUAUGUCCCGCUAUCUGCGAGACGUGGUGGCCAAAAAUAUGACCACGUUCCGCGUCUUUGGGCCCGACGAAACCCAGUCGAACAAGCUCGGCGAGAUCUACGAGGCUGGGAAGAAAGUCUGGCUGGCGGAUUACUUCAAGGAGGAUGAGGAUGGUGGCAACCUAGCCAUGCAGGGCCGCGUGAUGGAGAUCCUCAGCGAACAUACUUGUGAGGGCUGGCUGGAAGGCUAUAUUCUGUCCGGUCGCCACGGCAUGCUCAAUAGCUACGAACCAUUCAUCCAUAUCAUCGACUCGAUGGUCAACCAACACUGCAAAUGGAUUGAAAAAUGCCUCGAGGUCGAAUGGCGCGCCAAGGUUGCGUCCCUCAACAUCCUCCUGACUGCUACCGUGUGGCGCCAGGACCACAAUGGUUUCACACACCAGGACCCUGGCUUCCUGGACGUAGUCGCCAACAAGAGCCCUGAAGUGGUGCGAAUCUACCUGCCCCCAGAUGGCAACACCUUGCUGUCAACCAUGGACCACUGUUUUCAAAGCGUCAACUACGUCAACGUCAUCGUGGCCGACAAGCAAGAGCACGUGCAAUUUCUCAACAUGGAGGAGGCGAUUGAACACUGCACCAAGGGACUGGGUAUCUGGAACUGGGCUAGCAAUGAUCAGGGCCAUGAGCCCGACGUCGUGAUGGCCGCAUGCGGCGAUGUGCCCACGCACGAAGCGCUGGCCGCAACGGCACUACUGCGGGAACAUCUGCCCCAGCUCAAGGUGCGCUUCGUCAACGUCGUCGACCUCUUCCGGCUCAUCUCGCGCAAGAACCACCCGCACGGCAUGUCCGACCGCCAAUGGAAGGCCAUCUUCACCACCGAUAAGCCUGUCAUCUUUAACUUCCACUCCUACCCCUGGCUCAUCCACCGUCUCACCUACAACCGGCCAGGCCAGCACAACUUGCACGUCCGGGGCUACCGGGAGAAGGGCAACAUCGACACGCCCUUCGAGCUCGCCGUGCGCAACCAGACGGACCGAUUCAGCUUGGCCAUGGACGCCAUCGAUCGUUGCACGUCGUUGGGCAAUACUGCUUCGGGGGUUCGUGAGAAACUGAUCAACCAGCAGCUGGCGGCCAAGAACAAGGCGUAUGACGAUGGCAUAGACCCAGAUUACAUUCGCAGUUGGACAUGGGAUUAUCCAAGGAAGAAGUAA